GGGAUCAGAUGAAGUUACUGCUGCUCAUUGUCUGCUGGGGUUUUUUUUCCUGCGCGCGCGUGUGUGUGCUUUUCCCGUUUGCUUUUGUGCCUUAGGAUGGGCGAGGGGGAGGGACUUGCUAAUGUGUUUCAAACAGAAACUUUAAACCAUCAAAAGCUUCACCCACGCCCAGAAAUAGUCACUUGGCUGAAAGACAGCAGCUUUAUGCUGUUUUUACUUGAUGUGAAUUAUUUCCUUGAAGAGUGCCUUUGCUGGGGGAUGUUCAACGUGGGAACUAGCAGCCCCUGAUUUUUGCUCGGAUUUUGUUCCUUGCCUUUACUCUUAGGAAGUGUCUCCUAGUGCAUAACCUUAGACUCCUCGCGCUGCAGCUGCGGUUUCGCUCUCAGGCUAGCAGAAAGGGUAAUCGGCGCUGAGACAAAGCAGAUCCUCAGGUGCCUCAAGCUGAGCCAGAAGGUUAAUCCGUGAGCCCACGUGGCGGUUUGUGUGCUCCCGGCACAUCCCGGCUGGCCCGUCCCCGCCUGCCGCCCUGCUCCGAUGGCACGAGCGUAAGGCGUCCUCGCACCAUGCAUAACCAGCAGUCGUCCCUGGGAACGCGCCAGCGGAUGGGAUCAGGAGCUCUGGGGUGUCCUCUGUUGCUCAGAUGGGAAGACAACCAGCUGUAAAAAGGUCCUCUCUUGCUCGGAUGGGAAGAUGACCAGCUGUAAAAAGGCUGUCCAAGCCUCUGGUCUCUCCAGCCAUGUGUGGUUGCCUCAGUCAUGGAGACAGUACUGCUCCUCCUCUCACCCCCAUGGCCAGGCUUGUUCGUUCAGACCAAAAGAGAUGGCGGAUUCCUAUGCCUGUAAAGGUGGAAGGAAAACUUCAGGCUCUAACAAACCCACUGCGAGCAAAGAAAGCAGGACAGACACAAGGAUAAAUCCACCGGCAGAGCUUCCCAAGCUUGGAAAUGCAACCAGCGACAAAGCAGAAGGCAGGAAGAAAGGACGACCUAAGGCCGAGAACCAGGCGCUGAAGGACAUUCCCCUCCCCCUGAUGAACCAGUGGAAGGACGAGUUCAAAGCCCACUCCAGGGUGAAAUGCCCCAAUUCGGGCUGCUGGCUGGAGUUCCCCAGCAUUUAUGGUUUGAAAUACCACUAUCAGCGCUGCCAGGGGGGUGCAAUCUCGGAGAAGCUGACGUACUCGUGCUCAUACUGUGAAGCUGCCUUCACCUCCAAAACCCAGCUAGAAAAGCAUCGCCUCUGGAAUCACUUGGACCGGCCAGUGCCAACCAGCAAAGCAGAAAACAAAGUGCAGAAGUCAUUUGGGAAGAGCAGUGGCAAGAAAAGAGCUGCUGAGAGUUCAGCUUGCCCCACCAUCCAUCCCAAACAGGCAAAGACGGAAAAAGCCGUGGCCCAGGACCACACUGAGAAUGGCGAGUGCCUGGCGGAGAACCGGGAGAGCAAGGAGUUUCAGAUCGCAGCAGCAGAGGCCAUUGCAGCUGCGACGCCCACGGCCAAGUCUUCAAGCUGCAAGGAUGCCGGGCAGCAGGGGGGCAGCCAGGCCUCGCUGCAGGAGGAGGACCCUGAGAGGAUGAAGCACAGAAGGAAACAGAAAACUCCUAAGAAAUUUACGGGGGAGCAGCCAUCCAUAUCGGGGACGUUUGGACUGAAAGGUCUUGUCAAAGCAGAAGACAAGGCGAAAGCACAUCGAGCCAAGAAGCUGGAGGGGAACACCAACAUGGAGGACCUGAAAAAGAAGCCUCCAGGAUCUGGUGUGAAGAAGGAAUCAGCUGUGCAUUUACCAGCAGCAAACCCUGAGGACCAGUGGCAACGUGAGAUAAGUGAGAAGGGAGAAGUCGCCUGUCCAACCUGCAGCGUUAUAACCCGAAAAACUGUUGUUGGGCUCAAAAAGCACAUGGACGUCUGCCAGAAAUGCCAUCCAUCAGAGCAAAGGAUUACGUCUUCAUCCGUCACCUGGCGUGGUGCAGAGCCAUCGUCACAGAAAGCCAACCUGCAGGAUGCCUUGAAAUGUCAACACUGCAAAAAGCAAUUUAAGUCCAAAGCUGGGCUGAAUUACCACACCAUGGCCGAGCACGUCAGCAAGCCUGUUCCUGUGGAAACCGCUGGACUUGGUGAACAGGAAGCGCGGGAAAGGCUGAGGAAAGUGCUAAAGCAGAUGGGAAAACUGAAAUGCCCCAAUGAGGGUUGCGUGGCCAACUUCUCCAGCCUGAUGGGGUACCAGUACCACCAGAAGCGGUGCGGCAAGCAGCUCGCCGAGGCCGACAAGCCUGUCUUCAGCUGCCCGCACUGUGGAAAGAAGUACAAAUCCAAGGCUGGCCACGACUACCAUGUGCGGUCAGAGCAUACGGCCUCGGUGAGCCCCCCGGACGCCUCGGCGGCCCGAGGACCGGGGCCAUCCUUACCCGUGGGUGACUGCAGAGCUGCAGAGCCUGCGGGCAGGACCGAGCCAGGCCGAGCUGGGCCGGGCAAGCCUCCAGAAGAGCCAGAGGUAAAGCCAGAGCCCCCCCCAGUAGAAGAUUUUGAAAGGACUCCGAGUGGCCGCAUCCGUCGCACAUCGGCCCAAGUGGCCGUCUUCCACCUUCAGGAGAUAGCAGAGGACGAGCUCGCCAAGGAUUGGACCAAGCGGAGGAUGAAGGACGACCUGGUACCUGAAACCAAGCGGCUCAAUUACACCCGACCAGGACUUCCCAAGCUAAAUCCAAGGCUCUUGGAAAACUGGAAGAACGAAGUGAAGGAGAAGGGUCACAUCAACUGUCCCAACAACUGCUGUGAAGCCAUUUACUCCAGCGUCUCCGGGCUGAAAGCUCACCUAGCUAACUGCAACAAGGGGGACCACUCGGUCGGCAAGUACCGCUGCCUCCUGUGCCAGAAGGAGUUCAGCUCCGAAAGCGGCGUGAAGUACCACAUCAUCAAGGCUCACUCAGAGAACUGGUUCCGGACCUCCGCCGAGGCCAGCCGGAAAAAGAAAAGCAGGGAACAGCUUUCUUCCAGCAAGGAGGAGAAAAAGAAAAGCACAAGCGGGAAGAAAAGGGGGAGGAAACCCAAGGAGAGACCUCCGGAAACGUCCCUGAAAGGCAGAGAGAGCGUGGCAGCAAAGACUAAUCACAAGAAAACGCUAGAGCACUGGGAAGGCUCCCGCUGCAGCCCCGACGGGGAGGAGCGCGUCCCCAAGCCCCCGAGCCACCGGAAGGCGGGAGCCAGUAAGAUGCCCGAGAACUGAGCAGCUCAGAGACUUGUCUCCGAGGAUUCGUUUACAGCCCAGGGUAACAGGGUGGGGGUUGCUCCCGGUUUUCCCUGCUCCCCUUCCCUCCUUCCCUCUCCCACCUCCCCCACCCUCCACUCCCCCCCUUUUUUCAAAAAAAAAGACAAAAAAUACCAAUUAACCACUUUAAGCAAAGUCAUGGACCUUGUUUCACACUGGAAAACAAACAGGAUCAAGCAAGCUGGACCGCUCUCUGCCCCUCGCUGCCCAUGUACAUACCCCUCUGCCCCCGCGCUCCCGCGCCGACACAGGCUGUCCGCCUGUCCUGCCCCUGCCCG
Messenger RNA from Struthio camelus australis, 3536 nucleotides. NCBI's taxonomy places the organism in Eukaryota, Metazoa, Chordata, Aves, Struthioniformes, Struthionidae. The record is from RefSeq and is a predicted model, not a curated record.